AGCGGAUUGAGGUAGCCAAGCAUUUAGAUAAUCCUUUGACUCUCACCUUCGGUUUGAUCGAUUUCAAUGUAACGGGCGCAGCAGGCACGUGUCGGCAGAUUAAGCAUUUUAUUCGCGCAUCUGAUGAAAAGUAUACAUACAGAAUAGCAUACAGUUAGGGGACCUUGCAUUGUAGCAACAUUCCUGCGCUGAGAAGGAGCUUCAGGAAAGAAAAAAGAAAGCUAUUAAGAGACUAACCAGAGGAAUACAUCCAGUUUACUUAAUGGCAGAAAACAACUUCCCUCCUCUGCCUGGGUUCAUUCCCGUGAAGCCAUGCUUCUACCAGGACUUCAACGAAAUCCCCGAGAUGCACCGAACCAUGUGCAAGAGGCUCUACCAUCUGUGGAUUUUAAACAGUACCACUCUGGCCGUCAAUUUGAUUGGCUGCUUUGCCUGGAUGUGUGGGGGAGGAGGAGCCACCAACUUUGGGAUGUCCAUCAUCUGGCUCAUUCUCUUCACACCCUGCUCCUAUGUCUGCUGGUUUCGACCAAUCUACAAGGCCUUCAAGACUGACAGCUCCUUCAACUUCAUGGCAUUUUUCUUCGUCUUUAUGGCCCAGGUGGUGAUCAGCAUCAUCCAGACAGUGGGAAUUCCUGGCUGGGGUGUGUGUGGUUGGCUCGCCACAAUCACCUUCUUUGGCACCAACAUCGGCUCUGCUGUGGUCAUGCUGAUCCCUACUGUGAUGUUCACGGCCGUGGCAGUGCUCUCCUUCAUCGCGCUCACCAGGGUGCACAACUUCUACCGCGGUAGUGGUGGCAGCAUGAGCAAGGCCCAGGAGGAAUGGGCCACUGGCGCAUGGAAGAACCCUCACGUGCAGCAGGCGGCGCAGCAGGCGGCCGUGGGGGCAGUGCAGGGCGCCGCCCACCAGCAGGAGUACUCCAGUGCGCCCGACUAUGACUACAAUUAUGACAAUCAGAUGUAGGGCACCAGCGGGUUUGCGGGGGGGGGGGGAUGAGUAGGGUUAGAAAAGAAUUGACUGAUAAAAUCCAUUCAACAUCCCUGGUUACAUCAGCACUGAAUAUCCCCUGCUCUGUUUUUUUCUGAAGUGUGCCUAGUUGCUUUCUGAAACUAGUUUAUGACGUGGCUGCGACAAGACUCACCUGACACAACCUGCACCCUCCCCCCUCCAUGCCUGAGUGACCCAUCCAAGCCUCCCAUUUCUGUGGCAGAUUUUGCAGAAUGUCUUUCCCCCCCGACUCGUCUCUGAGCCCCUGGUUCAACUCAGUGAGAAUCAGAUGUGUGUGAGGCUCACGGCUCUCAGGUCGCACCACUUACCCGCGGCUUGGGAGUUGGCAGAUGACAGGUGGAUUUUAUUCACUGCCGUAUGAAUGGAAAUUUAUCAGAUAAUACGUGAUUAGCAGCAUUUCAUACCAAACUAGGCAAACCUUGCAAGCAGCAGUUAGCAGUUAAUUAGCAAUUAAAUGAAGUACAUGAACUAUAAUGAAUACACAAAAAGCAUCGUUAUUCAUCAUGGUUUGUUAUGAUUAGCAAAUACUGUACAAUUUAGAUUUUUUUUAUGUUUCAAUUUUUUUGUACUUUUUAGUGCUUUUAUGUAGAUUCCUGUACUGUCCACUAUAUUUUAUUUUAUUUUAAUGUUGUUUAUUUAACCUGGAGUUCACAAGUAUUUGCUUCUUUUUCCAUGUAGCAUCAUCAUAAAAUAUAAUCAAAAUUCAUAUAUGUAGAUUGUGAAGGUGCCAACAUAUAGUUGUUGAAGAGAAUAACGUAAGUAGGGGAUUAUUCCAACCUGUUAUAAUAAGGAAUUCUCUGUCCCUGUAGUUAUUAAGGGUUUCAAUUCUCAGGAAAACGGGCACAUUGCAUAGACAUAGUAAAAUGAACUGUAAACAUGUCUCAUUUCUUAUACUUUAAUUUCUUUAUAUUUGUGUUUUUCUUUAUUGUUCAGUUUUGGUAGAGGGACCUUGACCCAUUCAGUGCUGAGUGUCACAGUCAUACCUUGAGAAGUAACACUUUUUAUGUGAGAUGAGUCCAUCUUCACAGGCUCCGCACCCCAUUGUCUUGUGACUCUCUUAAGCUACUCUAUAGAAAUGCAGUUUGUUCGGUCACAUGUCUCGUUUUCUCCCAGUAUUACUCUCAUGAUAUGACUUCCUGUGGCUUAGAGAAGCCAUAGCCUAUCCCAGUGGCCUCAAACUACUGGCCUGCGGGCCACAUCCCAGUGGAAUAUUCAACAGAAUAGAGAUGUUACAUUAUACUUUCCUCUUUGACAUUUCUCUUUUUGCGCAUCAAAAAUAGCCCCCUUUACAGAAGACCUCCCAGCCAGUGCUCCCCAGGUAAUUUGAGUUUGAGACCCCUGGUCUGUACCCUCUGAGGCUUGUCUGCAACAUUUCAGAUAAAGUAUCUUAUUAUUGUAGGUAUGAUGUAUGGAAUACCAAACCAUUCCCGACUUUGGAACAAAACCAGACUCAACUUUGCUGGUGUAACAUACCCCAACCCAGUAAAGACAACAGCCUGUGUUUGUGGCUUUAGGUGACAAGUUAUAAUGUACCUUGUUGACACCAAUUUAAGAUCAUAGCCCAGUAACUACUACAUCCCUCCUGUUACACUCUGAGAAUCGACACUGCAGGUGAAGAAGUUGGUUAAUUAAUAGCCUGUACACUCCUAAGUGUGACUUUGAAUAUACUGUGAAUGAUUUUAACACAUAUAUUGAAAAAUAUUACGAAUUUCACCCUAAAAUAAGAUGAGAGCCAUAUUUACAUUUUUGUCUAGCUGACGAGUGAUUGGGGUUUAAGGGGCUUUUUGAGGGGCCCGAUGAUGACAUCACUCUGCUGAUCCAGAGAUUCAAACCUGCAGCCUCCAUACCUGCUGAGCCGCACACUACUACAGUGUUGUUAUACAUCAGGCCCUGAUAGUGCUUAACAUGUUACUGGAGUCUUUAAUUUGUUGCUUUGUUAACUGGGGGUUCUGAACUGCUAUAUUUAGUGUUGUCUUUGUUACUAGCUAACAAGAACAGAUCUGUCAGGCAAAUUCCAGAAGGGCCAUCAACCUGCUUCCAGAAAAACAAUUACCUCUAAAAUUUAACAUUGGCUGUUCAACAAAUACACCUGUAAUGUGACACCAGUCUUUCUAAAUGGGCAGAUACACUAAAUGCAGAUGUCUGUGCAUCUAUCUAAUGUGCUCAGUUCCUGCAGAAUGACCACUUGAAGGUGCUGUUUUGGAAAUAUUGACACAUACUGUAUGCCACUUUGGACAAUUUAAAGUCAAAACAUUAUCUUUAGUAUCAUCCGUAUGCAAUUAUAUAUAUAGGGAUUAAAUUGCCUGCCUCUAGGUCCAUGGUACAACAUACAAGACAGGACAGAAGCUAUACAUACACAGGACCAUGUAUAGGUCAAAUGGCAUGACAAUACAAUGCACAAAAUUGUAUAUUUAAAAAAAGUGCAGCAUGAUUCAAUGAAUAUACAACACAGUAUAAAUAAUUACACAGUAGACACUAAUUAUACAGGUCAUCGUCGGUAUGCGGGAGCGUAAAGGACACGAACCCUUACAGACCCUUCCAGAGUAGCAGCAUAAGACAAUGUAGCAGCAUAAAUAUAGUGAACAUUACAUCAAUAGAAGCACUCUGUGAAUGAUAAAUUGUGCCGCUGUUUUCAAGAACAGUCCAGAAAAGAGAUAGUAAUGCAAUAAAGUUGGCAGUGAAAGUCGGGGCUUGGGUGGCAGAGAAAAUGCUCUUUGUUGAAUUGGGAUGUUGGGGGACAUCAGGGUGAUGAGUAGACUGACUCGGGGAAGAAGCUGCUACCAAGUUUGGCAGAACUGGAGAUGCCACAGUACGUUUUUCCAGAUGUCUGGGGGGCAAAGAGUCCGUGGAGGGGUGGGGUAGGACAUCCUUUCGUGACUAAUGAGGUGGUGUUGAGGAUCCAGUUGAGGUUCUCCAUGAUAUGCACACCCAUAUAUUUAGAGCUCAUGACUUUCUCCAUGCUGAAACCAUUGAUAUGCAGUUACGAGUGGGUCCUCCUCAAGUCAACUAUCGUCUGCUUUGGUUUGUCCACAUUAUGUAACAAUUUAUUGUUUGUAUUAUUGUUAUUAUUGCUGCUGAUGUGACCCAUCACUAUUGUGUCAUUAGCAAGUUUAAUGAUGUGGUUUGAGCAAUUUCUGACGGCAAAACCAUUAGUCAGUAACUUUAAAAAUUAAAAAAUUGAUAAAUGAUUCCACAGAUCUUAUUAUCCCAAUAAAUUUAUUACUGAAAUUUCAAGAGGAAAACAAAUAAUAAAUAGCAUAUUGAAGUGUU
Molecule: messenger RNA, 4276 nt
Organism: Paramormyrops kingsleyae
Lineage: Eukaryota; Metazoa; Chordata; Actinopteri; Osteoglossiformes; Mormyridae
Product: secretory carrier-associated membrane protein 5
Biological process (GO): protein transport
Cellular component (GO): recycling endosome membrane; trans-Golgi network membrane
Source: RefSeq, a predicted model, not a curated record